AGGUUUGGGCGCUGAAAUCCAAGUAUAGUGACCUGAAAUCGACAGAACGAGUAGCGCACAGAAGCUAGCAGACAGUUGUCGAAAUGUAAGGAAUUAAGAUUUUUCUUCAACGCUGGUUAUUUUUGAAAAUCGUAGAUGUACCACGACGACCGCCAUAUCUCCUCGCCUUAUUCGACUUUGCGACGCGGCUACGGACAGACCUGAGUCCGGAUGCCGUCGAAAUCCAAGGAUCCUGAUACCGGGGAUCGAAAGUCCGUGACGGAUAAAUCUCGCUAUGAAGACCAGAAAUCAUUCGACCACGAGCUGAUCAAGCGCUUCAGCGAUCCGUCGAACACAAAGUCUAUCAUUCAGCUCCGAAAGGAACUGAAUGCAGAAUGGGGGCAGCUGCCGGCGAAGCCCCGUUCGACUUCUAAGAGCACUGGGACCACUCCGAGUCCCAAAAAGCCUCGAAAUGCGACCCCGAAAUCAUCAAGAAGGUCCCCGACUGCAACCAAGUCCGGUUCCAGCGGUUCGAGUGACAACUCCACCGCCGCGAGCUCUACAGCGCCAAACAAUUACCCGAGUAACUCCUCUGCCGGUGCACGGGCGGGUGAAGGAGAACAUCGGAUGGAGCCCAUAGAGCAGCAGGUGGUGAUUUUGGCUGAUGCAGAAUUACAAGCGGUCCCAGCAGGUGAUGAUGUUGGUCGGCAGGCGGACGAAGACACGCCGAGAGAGCUCGAGGGACUGGUAUACAAAUUUAAGUACUUCAACAUGUUAUACAGGUUGCGCUUGCGAAAAUAUGGUGGCAUGAGUCGAGGUUGUUAUUGCCUACGAGAAAAAAAAAAUCUUCCAGCGUGACGAGAACAUGAAGCUGCGGCACCUGCUCUGUAUCCAGUGCACAUUUUUGCUUAUACGUCUUUCUGGCCGCUUACCCUUUGUGUGUCUCUCGGAAAUAUGGUUCCCAAUGUGCGAUGAGUGCUUAUUGUAGCGUUUGUAAAAUCUUCGAAACUAAAACAGAAAACACGAAAGCAUGAAUCUGUAUGUGUAAGCAGAUGCAGUUUAUUUCUACUGAGACAGAUUAAUCUGCUGCUGGAGGGCGCUACGCCAAAAAUUAGCCUGGAUACCAAACGUGGUGCUCGGCGUUGUUCUGCUGCUCGGCUUAGGGCUUUUGAUCCAGAGCAUUUUCGGCUCCGCGAGUACUACGACAUCCCGCCCGCCGCCCCCGGAUGUGCACGCAGCGACGGGUAGUCGGCCAAACUCUGGUACGGACUACAACCCGAGCUUUGGGCAAAAAAUCGCAGCCCAGGUGUCCAAGUAUUUUGGUAACGGCGGAGUCUACCGACGGGUUUACGCCACUGAGAAGAACCAAGGCGAUGAUCGUGGCUUAUAAGAACAGGCGAACGCGAAAUAAGAGCGAGGAGAAAAAACUUUCCCUGAAUUUGAUCCCUCGCGCAAACUGAAAAACUAGAUCUUUGAAGCUAAGGCAAGUAAGUACUCGUGCUUCGAAUCAAUGACUGUCAGGAAGUGUACCUUAUCUUGCAUCUGCUUGUUGUCUUUGUCUAAGUCUACCUAGUAGUUCUACUUCGGGUGCCUCUUCCACUAUUUGCUAAGAUGUAAUGUAUGAGGCUCUACAAGUACAAAUACAAUGUCGAGCAUUCGCUUUGUUUCAUCACUUGAAUACAAUUACUUACAAGAAACGGAGGCUCAAUCCAUGCCAUGCGAACUCAACAAUUCUUCUAUUCCACCAACGCGCUGCAAAUAAAUGAUCUGUGCAUAAACGAACUUUCCG
Amoebophrya sp. A120 is the source of this 1768-nucleotide messenger RNA. Lineage: Eukaryota; Dinophyceae; Syndiniales; Amoebophryaceae. The record is from the annotation of a GenBank genome assembly.